CUUUUCUGAGUGAGGUUAAGGCCUCGGUCAUUAGUUGUCACUUCUCCUCUAGUUAGUCUCCGAGCCCACCGGGCCGAGUAGUGCCGGUGGCCGACACUAGAGGCUCCUCCGCUGCCUGGCGCGCGCCUUGUUCCGUUAGCUAGAGGGUAGCCCAAUGCUUUCCGCUGUAGCCGGUUGUUACGGGGAUGGUUCUCCCAUGAGGCGGGAGAGCGGGACUGCGUUUUCUGACUAAACACCAAGCGAAGUGCCGUGGUCAUGGCCGGGGUUUUCGACAUCGAUUUGGAUCAAGCGGACGAGAAUGUGUCUGACGACGACCUCGAGGACGUGGGCCAGCUCAGUGAGUGCAUGGACCAGUGCAGUGGCUUUGACUUUAACAUGGAUGACUGUGAGAAGUUUGAAAUUUCAGAGAACAGCGUUAACAAGGGAACAGAGCCGAUCAGGCCUGAAUGCUUUGAGCUGCUCAAAGUUUUGGGGAAAGGUGGCUAUGGAAAGGUGUUCCAGGUUCGGAAGGUAUCGGGUUCCACCUCCGGGAAGAUAUUCGCCAUGAAAGUUUUGAAGAAGGCCAUGAUUGUGCGUAAUGCAAAGGACACAGCUCACACCAAAGCAGAGAGGAACAUUCUGGAGGAGGUGAAGCACCCUUUCAUUGUGGACCUCAUCUAUGCCUUCCAGACUGGGGGAAAGUUGUACCUCAUCCUGGAGUAUCUGAGCGGUGGCGAGCUGUUUAUGCAACUGGAAAGAGAGGGCAUCUUCAUGGAGGACACAGCCUGUUUCUACCUGGCCGAGAUUUCGAUGGCGCUGGGUCACCUGCACCAGAAAGGCAUCAUCUACAGGGACCUGAAGCCUGAGAACAUCAUGCUCAACGACAACGGACACGUGAAGCUGACCGACUUCGGUCUUUGCAAAGAGUCCAUCCACGAUGGAACGGUCACCCACACUUUCUGUGGCACUAUAGAAUACAUGGCUCCGGAGAUCCUGAUGAGGAGUGGACACAACCGAGCAGUGGACUGGUGGAGUUUGGGAGCGCUUAUGUAUGACAUGCUGACAGGAGCACCCCCGUUUACCGGAGAAAACCGAAAAAAGACGAUUGACAAAAUCUUGAAAUGCAAACUCAGCCUUCCGCCUUACCUCACGCAAGAUGCCAGGGACCUCCUGAAAAAGCUGCUGAAACGAAAUGCUUCGUUGCGUCUCGGGGCCGCACCAGGAGAUGCUGCCGAGAUCCAGGCCCACCCAUUCUUCCGUCAUAUAAAUUGGGAUGACCUCCUGGCUCGCAAAGUAGAGCCUCCAUUCAAACCAUACCUGCAAUCGGCUGAUGACGUCAGCCAGUUUGACUCCAAGUUCACCAGCCAGACUCCAGUGGACAGCCCUGACGACUCCACGCUCAGCGAGAGUGCCAAUCAAGCUUUCCUGGGUUUCACAUAUGUAGCCCCAUCUGUGCUGGAAAACGUCAAAGAGAAGUUCCCGUUCGAGCCAAAGGUUCGCUCACCACGGAAGUUCCCAGGAAGCCCCAGAACACCUGUGAGUCCGGUGAAGUUUGUAGGAGGGGACUGCUGGCCCCGGGGACCCAUGGCCACUGGCCGCACUGUGGAGCAAUCUAUGGAGGAGUCGUCGGUGGAGCAAAUGGACAUAAGCGGCAGUGGUUCUGAGGCCUCUGCGCCGCUCCCCAUCAGGCACCCUUCAGGCAUCAAUGCGGGACCCUACAAAAAGCAGACCUACCCCAUGAACUCCAAGCGGCCAGAGCAUCUACGGAUGAACCUAUGACGCUCGGCUCGCCCUACGAACAUUAGGACUCUUCUAAUUCCUCGUCUUCUUCCUUUCUGUUUUUUUUGCUUUCAAAGAGACUUGUAGAAUUAUUUUUUGAAUUGACUGACACUGUCAGUGCCGAUCACCAGCUCUUCCAGCAGCGCCUUCCCGUCCCUCCUGACUCAGCUUGGCCACCUCGGGCUGAAGCGGAUAAUCAGCAGACAAGAGACUCGGGGGAAGUUGUGUGAGAGAGAUGAAAGUUGACUUGCUUGUUGUUUGGUGUACUCUACUGGCUUUAUGAUAUGAUUUAAUGGUGCUCUUUUAUCCUCAAGUCUGGUGAAUGUUAAUUAUAAUGUUAGUGGCUCAUUGCCUACGUCAGUGAGAGAAUUUGGUUACGGGGCUUUUAUUUCACCCUCAACAUGGCCUUUUCUUUGUUGAGCAAUCAUCCUGUGAGAACUUGCAGGUUGCACGAGGUAGAUUUACUGGACAACAAUUCCACGAUGAACACAGUGUUCCUUCAUGUUUGAGGAAAACAAUCAAAUUGCCUUUGUCAAUGGAGCGUGUGGUCGGGAGUCGGGGGAGCGCGAGUUACGGAAAAGCAGCUAUAAAAAGACAGAAGUGAAACUUCAGCUGAAAGCAUCACUUCCACCACAAUUGAUACAAUUGGCUGACACUGCGUUACUUUGUCUGACUGGAGUGCGUUCUGCCAGAAGCCAUGUCCAGUUUCUUUCUGUUGAAUGUAAACUGACGAUGCCUUUUUUCUUUUCUUUUCCGUAAAUCUCCUGCGCUACUUAGCUCUACUGACCCCUGUAGCAUUCACAUUUUAGCUUGUCUAUUCCUGCAGUCUCAUUGCCCCAAAGGACACAGCCACACUGAUGCCACUGCACUGCGUUGGUCAGUCGGUGUUCAUGUCUUCCUGUAUGCUUUUCGUGCAUUCACAGCAGCCUGGCUCUGGUGGUCGGGGUGAAGCCCGGUUUGGGCUGAGCUGUAGGACUUGUUGCUGUGAAGCUGCUCUUUGAGCCUCCGGAGUGAAGCCAUGCAAAGCUGCUCACGCUGAAGCUGACCACGCUGUCGGAUGCAGAGUCCCUCAAUGAUAACUGAAAAUGUAGCGGGUGAAAGUGAGCUUCAGAGUUUCUCGUUAUCCAAACACUUUAGAGUUGAAGGAAUUGACCAAACAUCGGUCGCCGAAGUGUGUCGCUGGGUUGGACCGCAAGGUUCAAAGGUCAAACACGUUUUAGGUCAUACUGUCAUAUUUACUCAAACUGACUGUUACCCACAAUGAUGCCCACAGAGACCGUUAAUUCGUCCUGGUGUGUCGCUCCGUGUCCGUCUGAGCCAACUGGUUUUCUACUUCUACCGUUCCGGGAUAACAAUUGAGUUUAAGACCAGACGCUCCACUUUAUACUCCGUUUUGUUAAUUUGUUCCAAUAUUUAUUUCAAGUGCCAAUGUGUUUCCACUGUGUUGUUCACACUAUGCAAACUAUGUAUUUAUUAUGUAGUAUUAUUUAGGUCAGGCAGCAGAGUGGGUUAUUUGAUUUGGUAUUGUCAAUUGAGAUUUAUUUUGCCAUAACAAUGAUAAUAAGCAUGUAGUCUAAUUUUUAUUUCAACAGAACAUGUCUUAGGCAUUCUUGGAUGCAACUUUUUUUAAAUCCCAAACAUUAAGGACGAUUACCUAAAUGACUUCCAGUAUUUAUUAUCUCACUUGGUAUCAUAUUGAAGGGGGACUGUCAGAAAACAUUUUAAUAUCUUAGACUUGAACCUCAGUUUGUAUUUUGCAGUGCUUAAAGAAAGGGCAGUGAUGUUGUGGGGUGACUGGUGCUAAAACCAACGGUGUUCAUUUCUUUGCUGUGCGGUCGGUCAGUUAGAGGUCAAUACUUUUCGCCUGUUCAGGUGCAGUGAAGUCUCCUCUGCACUGAGUUGUUGGAGAACCAUCUUAACAAGUUUACUUCAGGUGAGAAGCACCACCUGACUCGAGUGUGUUGAAUAACAGUAUUCCUGUUGCUGUUACCCCUGGAUCUGCCCUUUCAGUUGGGGAAUGUUAAUAUGCAUCAUGUAUAUGAUGGUCAAAAUAAAAGUCUCAAAGUAG
Messenger RNA from Pseudoliparis swirei, 3826 nucleotides. RefSeq names its product ribosomal protein S6 kinase b, polypeptide 1a (gene rps6kb1a). The coding region runs from base 256 to 1758 and encodes 500 amino acids. The transcript is spliced from 15 exons. Gene Ontology annotation, biological process: signal transduction; protein phosphorylation. Gene Ontology annotation, molecular function: protein serine/threonine kinase activity; ATP binding. NCBI's taxonomy places the organism in Eukaryota, Metazoa, Chordata, Actinopteri, Perciformes, Liparidae. The record is from RefSeq and is a predicted model, not a curated record.